AUGUCUCAAGAAAUAGAAAAAAUAAAGUACUGUCCGGCAGGUCAUUCUUCUAUGGAUUUCGCUUAUUCUGGGUACAAAAAUUCCAUUCGUUCAAGCGGGAGAUGUAAUUUGUGUACUAAAGAACAUUUUAUCCAAGAAUUUAAAACUUGGACUAGUGGGAAUGCUAAUAUUGAUAAGAUCAUACAAGAAUCUCAAAUAAAUUUUUUUUAUGAUAAGAUACAAUGGAUCCCUUAUAAUUUUCAAAAUAUCAAACACAUAGCAGAUGGUGGUUAUGGAUCUGUGAAUUCUGCCAAAUUAGGACAAGGAGUAAAAUGGAAUUGGAAUUUUAUCAAACAAGAUUGGGAAUAUGAUUUAAUUGGUCGCAAAGUUGCUUUAAAAGAAAUAAAAGACUCGAGAUAUGAUAUAGUUGAAUUUCUUAAAGUGAUAAUGACUAUUAAUGAUAAUAGUUAUGAUUAUAUUGCUAAAUAUUAUGGAAUUUCAAAAAAUCCUUCUACACAAAACUACAUUUUAGUUAUGGAUUUAUUUGAUGAUGACUUACAUAAUUUCUUAACCAAAAAUUUUUGGGAUUUAGGGUUGAAAUCAAAAAUAGAAAUAUUAGGUUCAAUAGCAUCAGUAGAAAAACUUGAUGAUAAUAUAGUGGAUAAUAAUGUUAUGCGACAACUUAAAAUUGCUGAUGAAAAUCAAAAAAAUACAUCAAAAUCUCAGAAGCAAGAAUUAUUUGAAUUAUUUUGUCAUUCAAGUAAGUUACAUCCUCAAUCAUGUUAUAUUAGCCGAUAUAUUCAUACUCUUCAUGGAUUGCAUGAUUCAUUGGAAGAAAUAAAAGCUGGGAAAUCUUCAGAUCCUAAUAUACUAAAGUCCAAUGAAACAACUUAA
This is a messenger RNA of Diversispora eburnea, 873 nucleotides long. The record is from the annotation of a GenBank genome assembly. NCBI's taxonomy places the organism in Eukaryota, Fungi, Glomeromycota, Glomeromycetes, Diversisporales, Diversisporaceae.